AUGAACAACCAAUGGAGUUGCAGCCGCUGUGGUAGCUUGAAUUCCGCAAGUAGUUUAAUUUGCUCUACCUGUGGUUAUGAGCACCUUUCCGAUACGGAGGAGGAGGAGGAGGAGGUGUAUAUUUCGGAUAGUGAAGAUAAUCUGGAGCAAAUCCCGCUGUUGCAAGCAGAUGAACAACAAGCAAAUCAGAGAGAGCGUGCACCUCGCACUAUAAGUGACGAGCAGGCGCAGGAAUUGCGUUCUCAACUUCUGAGGAUUCUCGAGCUUUAUGAGAAUGAGCGUCAACGUCAGGCAGCCCAGAAUGGAAAUGAAGCUACAAAUGGUAAUACCCCUACCAUUCCUGCUGCGAGAGGUCGUCGAGUUGUAUCAAUAUCUAUUAGCAAUAUCUUAUCGAACGCCAGUGAAGGCAUUCUUUACACGAUCGAGGUUGCCCCUUUGAUAGGAAUUCUGUUCGUUUUUAUUAUAGCCUUCGAGCACAAAUGGAUCUUGUCUGUCUUCUUACUGUGGUGUACUCUAACGUAUAUUCAAGAGUACUUCCGCGCCGAAUUCUCUAUGAAAGUGGCCAUUUUUGUUGCCUCUCACUCCAGGACACCAUCAAUCGGAAAUCGCUAA
Blastocystis hominis is the source of this 612-nucleotide messenger RNA. RefSeq lists its product as hypothetical. The transcript is spliced from 4 exons. Lineage: Eukaryota; Bigyra; Opalinata; Blastocystidae. Bases 1 to 612 code for a protein of 203 amino acids. The record is from RefSeq and is a predicted model, not a curated record.